Drosophila busckii is the source of this 1156-nucleotide messenger RNA. Its product is annotated as 23 kDa integral membrane protein. NCBI's taxonomy places the organism in Eukaryota, Metazoa, Arthropoda, Insecta, Diptera, Drosophilidae. The record is from RefSeq and is a predicted model, not a curated record. The coding region runs from base 225 to 905 and encodes 226 amino acids. The transcript is spliced from 5 exons. Gene Ontology annotation, cellular component: membrane.
CUUGCCGUAAAAGCAACGCUUGCCGCACCCACACGUUGAGUAUUGCAACUACGAGUUAACUUCUGCCCACAGCACACUGUCAAGACAAGACAAUUCACUGUCACUGUCAAUUGUCGAGUGUGAAUAUUCAGAGUGUUGGGCAACCUUAAUUGCAUUUGCUGAAACUGUGCAUAGUUGUGAAAAGACAGAGCAGUCUUCCCUUCACGUCUGUGUGUGCGUGCGCCAUGGAGAAGUCAUUCGCCAUAACCCCUUGGAAAUAUGCUUUGUUUACAACUUGCAUUCUAAUUGCGCUCUGUAACAUUUUCUUCUUCUCCUGUGGCGUUGUCACCUGGGGCUCCACUUCAUCCAGCCAUGGCGGCUAUGCAGCAGCGCUGGUGGGUGCUGCAGUCUUUGCCGCCUCCUUUCUAGGCGUCUAUGUGGCACUCAAGGAGUCCUACAAGUAUUCCAUAUACUAUCUAAUCAGCACAGUUGUGGUUAUAGUGCUGCUGGCCGUUUACUUUGCCAUCUUUUCCACAAUGCGCAGCCAGUUGCUGUCCCACUUUGACGAUCGCAUCAAGCUGCUCUUCGAGCAACGGUCACAUCAGAACGACACCAUGCAGCCCAUUCACAGUCUGUUCCGUUGCUGCGGCCUCAACGGACCGCAGGACUAUUUGGCCAAGGAGCAAGGCGGCUUGCCGGCCAGCUGCUGCUACGCCUUUGACUGCACUGUGGGCUCACAUAUCUUUGAGGAGGGCUGCGCCACCAAGGCCACUCGCAAUCUACAGAUGCAGUCAGAGAUCAAUUAUUAUGCCUGCAUUGUCAUCUUUGCAUUAGAGUUCAUGGGCGUGCUGACUGCUUUUCUUAUGGGCAAGGCGCGCAAGCUGACCAAGAUCAAGGAUGAUGAGGCUCCCAUAAGUGAGGAUUGAACCUAUCCUAACAUUUACGUAUAUUAGCUACAAUUUAGUCUAAAGGACGCGCAGCUAAGAGCCAAAAAUUAAUCAACAAAUAUGUUUAUUUGUAAUUCUCCAUUAAAUAGUGCGCCCCCUCACAGAGAGAGCGAGCAAAUGCUGCCUAAUUCAACUACUCAAUACCCUGUAGUUAACCAAAGAACGUCUUCGUACAUUUUAAAAAUAUGUAAUAGCAAAUUGUUAUAAAUAAAAUGCAAAAUAAAUAUUAA